Messenger RNA from Argentina anserina (silverweed cinquefoil), 709 nucleotides. RefSeq lists its product as uncharacterized. The transcript has a single exon. Lineage: Eukaryota; Viridiplantae; Streptophyta; Magnoliopsida; Rosales; Rosaceae. Bases 78 to 608 code for a protein of 176 amino acids. The record is from RefSeq and is a predicted model, not a curated record.
UCCCACUGAAAUCUCGGAAAUUUCGCAGUCUGCAAAACGCAAAGCUCGCCACUUUACCAAAUCAUCAUUUUCCCAAAAUGCCCUCGGCCGGCACCACCAUCCACAUGACGGCCCUGGACGGCAUCGUCACCGUCAACUCGCUCUUCACCCUUGCCGUCUUCAUCGGCCUCACAUCGGACCCCAGAGACCCCUCCAACACCCUCAUCGAGCCGCCGGACUCCGCCACGUGUACCCCGGGCCCCUCCGUCGCCGAAGACCUCGUCUCCUUCCACGUGUACUCCUUCUCGUCCUUCCUGUUCUCCAGCCUCGUCGCCAUGGGCCUCAAGCAGGGGAUCCGCCUCACCCGCACCCCGUCCUACCAUCCAGCCGAGAUUCUCGCCCGCGUCAACAGCUCCCUCCUCCGCGCCGGCAUGCUCGUCUCCGGCCUCGGCUCCGUCGUCGGCUGCGUCUUCCUCAUGCUCGCUCUCGUCAACGUCGUUCAGAUCAAGCUCGGCACCCUCGCCUGCGGCGGGUACCACACUCUCGCUGCCGUCAUCCCUCUCGUCAUCUUCGUCCCCGUCGCGCUCCUCAUCUACGUCGUCACUGUUCUCUACGCUUUCACUCGAUGAUGAUGUUGUGAGUCGGUGUAUCACAUAAAGAUUUGAUUGUUAUGUAAUAAUGCAACUGUAUUAGUGUGCUUAAUCUUAAUAGUGGAAAUGAUGAACUGAUG